AUGGCACGACAAGCCGCGAUUAGCAAUCAAGAAGAACCUCAGCAACGAGAGCUUCAGGCUGGACAGGCGCUUGAUCGGACUCCAGAAAUCCAGCGUCUGCGAGCUGGUCAAAUCCUGCAUGACACAGAACUCCCCCAUAAACGCACCGGCUUGGCGCCCGUAGCAGGCGACAAGUUUGGAGUGCCUGUCGCAAGAUCCAAUCUUCCCCGGAAGAAGGCCGGGGCGCGCACACGAAGAGUUAACCAGCGGAGAGAGUCGCAACAGUCAGUGGCGUCGACACAGCCUGAACCAUCACCUGUACCUACAUCUGCUUCUAUGGCUUUGCCUGCCUCUGUCCCUGUCCUGGCAUCUUCCUCGAUGGCGACCCAGCGAACCCCUACUGUCCAAGCCCAAGGAGUAGUCGCAGCUCAAGGCGGAAGCGGAGAUGCAAGCGGAGAUGCAAAGGGAGAAAACACCGGCAAGCUCACGCUCAUCUCGGCGGAGCAACUGGAAGACUUGCGUGCCGACCUCAUCGGAUCGGCCAAAGAGAACAGCGACCUCCGCCAUGAGGUUGAGAUGUUGGAGCGAAAGCUGGCCCAGACAGAAAAAGAGAAGCAAGCCUACUGGGAAUGUGGAAUGGAGUGGGCGCGUCGUGAGAAAGCGUUGUAUAUGGAAAUGGAAUACUGGAAGGCGCAAGCGAGAGCUGCGAUAAGAAAUAAUGUUGGCCACAAUGCAGGGGCCGUGCAGGACCACUUUGUCGGUGGUCCCGAUUCUGGUGUUUUCGGCGCGGGUUCUGGCACUGGGUUCGGCUCUGCUGGAAUGGAUGCAUGUCCUAAUGGCCUUUCCGCUGAGGCAGACGGGCUGGAAAGGGAGCGAGAUGUCAUGUGGCGCGUGGACUGA
This is a messenger RNA of Fonsecaea multimorphosa CBS 102226, 879 nucleotides long. RefSeq lists its product as uncharacterized. The transcript has 2 exons. Bases 1 to 879 code for a protein of 292 amino acids. The record is from RefSeq and is a predicted model, not a curated record. Lineage: Eukaryota; Fungi; Ascomycota; Eurotiomycetes; Chaetothyriales; Herpotrichiellaceae.